This is a messenger RNA of Colletotrichum graminicola M1.001, 2991 nucleotides long. Its product is annotated as phosphatidylinositol 3. The transcript is spliced from 5 exons. Bases 1 to 2991 code for a protein of 996 amino acids. Gene Ontology annotation, biological process: phosphatidylinositol-mediated signaling; phosphatidylinositol phosphate biosynthetic process. Gene Ontology annotation, molecular function: 1-phosphatidylinositol 4-kinase activity. Gene Ontology annotation, cellular component: membrane; cytoplasm. The record is from RefSeq and is a predicted model, not a curated record. NCBI's taxonomy places the organism in Eukaryota, Fungi, Ascomycota, Sordariomycetes, Glomerellales, Glomerellaceae.
AUGUCGUGGGACCUGCUCAAGCGAUUCCUUGAGUCCGACGUCUUCAACUCGAACCCCUUUCUCUCGGUCUCCUACCUCUCUCGAUACGCCGACCAUGUGGGCAUUCACUAUGUCCUCUGCAACAAGCUGCGCCAGUUCCCCUACGAGGAUAUCGAGUUCUUUCUCCCGCAGCUGUGCCACCUUAUAAUCAGCGUCGACAAUGAAUCCAUGGCCUUGGAGGAGUUCCUCAUGGACUUGUGUGAAGAGUCUGUGACUGCCGCGCUUCUGACUUUCUGGCUAUUUCAAACCUACCUCCAUGACCUAUCCUCCAAUCCGCAAUCCAAGUCCUUUCAGACAUGUCGGAGGGUAUACAACAAAGUGCAACAUAUUGUCUUCGGGCUGCCAGACGCUGCGAGACACGACAAGAUCAAGGAGAACAUUCUGCCUGUCACGGUUCUCGCCAGUUUCGUCCUAGCCAGCGUUGCGGUUCCUAUUGUCCCACAAUGGGCUGGCCCACUCGCCGUGGCUCAGGCCCGAAAGCCUCAGCCGUCCGACGAUCUGAUAUCCGAUUCCCGAGACAGCAACCUCAAGACAACCCAGGUGACGCGGGCCCACACCGUGACGGCCGGUAGCUCGAGGUCUAAGCGUGCAAAGGAUGCCGGACGACUCUCCAGCGCGCCAGAUCUGGUGCUGCCUAGUUCCGCGUCGGGCAAUUCGCACCAUCGAUCAACGGACCCGUCUAUAACACGGCCAGGUUCAUCCGGCUCCAAGACUCCGGUCGAGGCAAAGCGUCUGCCACCUCAUCUCAACAUGAAGAGCGACGAUGCCCGUCUCAGCUCCUCCUCACUGCCCCUUCCAGAACUACGAUCUCCCAGAUUGGCCAUCACAAGACCGACGACUCCUGUGUCAGCAGGACUCCCUCCAAGACCUGGCGACACCCUCAAUAGGAGACAUUCCCAUCACUUCAAGAGCGGCGCCACCGCCGCAGAGUUGACGCCCCUGCAGAAGACGAGACUAUUGCGACAACACUACUUCAGAUGCGAAACGCAGUUUCUGACUGCUCUCGAGGGCAUUUCAAACAGACUCGUGAUCGUGCCAAAACCUGCUCGUCUCAGUGCUCUUCGCGCAGAGCUCGCCCUCAUUGCGCAAGAUCUGCCGGCCGAAGUGGAUGUUCCUGUUAUUUGUCCUCCAACUCUGGUCGAUGGUUCCCCAGCGAAGAGCAGACAUCAUAGAAUUGUGCGCUUGAAUCCAACAGAGUCGACAGUGUUAAAUAGCGCAGAGAAGGUGCCUUAUCUUCUGAUGGUUGAAGUUUUGAGAGAUGACUUUACUUUCGAUCCGGAUACGCCUGACAACCGAAGGCUUCUAAGUACUCUCCUUUCCGAUCCAGGCCAUACUCGACGCAUAUUCGAUCUUUCGGACUCGCCACGCAUAACGACAGUGCCCAAGACACCGGAGGCAACCAUUGACAGUGUCUUUGAGCCAGUAUCUGGCGAUCUGGGAAGCUCUCCCUUGAUCCAGCCGUUCGACGAGGAUCCUUUACAGAAGCCUCAGGCGAAACAAGCCCCGCCACUCCAGCCUCAGCGCCUACCUAGCAGUACCACUACCACAAUGUCGAGUGUUGUCUCGGACAUGCCAACUCCACGGAGCUCUGGCGCUUCUACUUCGAGAUCGAGCAGCCCGCCAGGUCCGCUCCGCAAGAUGACAAUUACAACGCGCGCCAACGCCUCGGUAGACCAGCCAGACUUCUCGGCACUGGCUACGCACAUGCGAACCGCUUCGCAGAUGCUGGCGCAACUUGAGGCUACGAGCGGCAAGCGACCGAAACAUGAGGUCCAGGCUAUCAGAGCGAAGAUUAUCGCAAGCAUGCAGAGUCUGGAAGAGCAGAGUUUCGAUAUGGAUGAGCAGGGUCCAACUUUUGACACCAUCAUCGCAAAGGCCUCUACCGCGCAAGCAAACGCCGUGGUCAAUACCGAACAUCCGGAAGUCGAUGGCGAGCCUUCCGUUGAACCGGGACUCAAUGCUGGUGCCGGACUCGCGAGAAUGGAGAACGAUAUCAAGACUGGCGGUAUUCAGAGUAAGGGCGAUCGUGACGAUCCUAGUGCGGCUGUUUUUGGUGAAGCAUGGCAAGCAAAGAAGGAACGUAUUCGCAAGACAUCGCCUUAUGGCUGGAUGAAGAACUGGGACUUGGUCAGUGUCAUCGUCAAGACAGGAGCCGACUUGCGUCAGGAGGCCUUUGCCUGCCAGCUUAUCGACGUCUGCCACAAGAUCUGGGUUGACGCAAAAGUCAACGUGUGGGUCAAGCUCAUGCGCAUUCUCGUCACGGGAGAAUCGUCUGGUCUGAUCGAGACGAUCACCAACGGCGUGUCGUUGCACUCCAUCAAGCGAAGCCUGACUCUUUCAAUGGAGACAGGCCCGAACCAAAGGCGUCGGUUUGCUACGCUCAGGGACCACUUUCUGAAAGCAUUUGGACCUCCAGACAGCGAGCCUUUCAAGGCAGGAGUGGACGCCUUCAAGCGCUCUCUGGCUGCAUACAGUAUGAUAUCAUACAUCUUGCAGCUAAAGGAUAGACACAACGGCAACGUCUUGAUCGACAGCGAGGGACAUAUUGUGCACAUCGACUUUGGUUUCAUGCUGUCCAACUCGCCGGGAUCGGUUGGGUUCGAAGCGGCGCCUUUCAAACUUACACAAGAGUACAUUGAGGUGUUGGGCGGUAUUGGUUCCGACGAUUAUGAAGACUAUAAGACGCUCUGCAAGCAGGCCUUCCAGGCACUGCGACGCUCUGCGGAUAAUAUCAUCGACUUGGUAGCCAUGAUGGGGCGAGACUCGAAGAUGCCUUGCUAUUCAGCUGGAGUGGCCCAAGCAACGUACAACCUUCGUCAACGAUUCCAGCUGCAGCUGAGUGCGGACGAAGCCGAGCAGUUUGUGGAGACAGACUUGAUCGGCAAGUCUUUGGGCAGUUACUACACACGACUCUACGAUACCUUUCAGUAUAGAACGCAGGGCAUUUACUAG